AACUGUUGGGCAGCAGGCAAUGGGAGGCAAUCGCUGCAGUACCAGCAGCAAGCGGUCCAGAAGAACGACGACGAAGAGACGAGCGAAAUGAAGGCAUAUUUUCGAAGGAAGAUUCAGAAACAGAAAGCGGAGGAAGAGAAGAAGAUGAGGGAGGAAGAGGAGAAGCGUAGGAAGGAGGAUGAGGAGAGGAGAGAAGUAGAUCGACUUAGGGAGGCGGAAGCAAGAGAAACAAAACUUGAGGCGAAGCUGAUUAGGAUGAUGAGUCAGCAUGCCAAACAUGGAAAUGUCGCAGCUCCGCUGAUAGUAAAAAAGAAAUCUCCACGGACAAAAGCACAUAUGCUUAGGGAGAUUAGGAGUUAUUUGGAUGAAUCUGAGGAUGACAGCAAUGAGGUGAGAGAGGAGGCGGGAAGGUUAAUUGAAGCCAUAGAAAAGAGGAAAGGAAAACGGAAGAUAGGAGAAGGAGACAGAAGAUUGUCAGCUGUGAAGUUGCGUACAACAAGGACUGUACAGAUCGAUGUGGACGAACUUCCCGACGAGGAGUGGACACCUCCAGCAAGGAAACGAAGUGCCGAGGAAGAAGCACGUGGAGAAGGGAUCUUGGAAUUUGCGUUUGAUCUGUACCAGAGACUGUCCGCCGUUAAAGCGUCGGAAUUGAAGAAGAUGUGUAACGAGGAAGGCAUAGAGUGGACGAAGAAAAAGAAGGUGGUUACGAAACUGGUACGAUGCCGAACGAGAGUGGUGUAUGGAGAAGGGACGGGUGGGAAAGCCGAAUCGCUAUCAGGGAGAGCAGCAGAGAUUGAAUCCACGGGAGGGGAGAUAUGGGCAGAUAGCUGGAAGAAGGUCCGUAGUAUAGUUGGGGAGAGCGUGAUACAAGCAGCCGGGCGGAAUCGACGUAUCAGUGAUUGUAAAGCAGAUCUAGGGAAGGGAGACAAAUUCAUGAUCACAAGGGUGAAGGUUACGUCAUCUGGGGUGGAACGACGGAGGAAUGUAUUGAUGGAGAUCCUGAGACGACCAUGGAAGGUUAAGGAACUGUACCAGAAGAACGCUCCAGAGCUUCUCACCCUAUACAAGUCAGCAUUUACUUUUGUGAGGAAAGCUACCAGGUACUUGUUGAAGAACAGAGUAACCUGGGUGGUGAGAGUUGUGUUCGGAACAGAGAUCAGAAGGCGCCCGCUGGUGAAAAUACCUUUCUCUAUGAAGAUAGACAGGGGGAAGGUGAGGGAUAUCACGGCCGCAGCAGUAAAGUGGGUCGUGGGAAACCCGCAGAUUGGGGAAUACAUAGCGCAGAGGGUGCGCGUGGUGUUCAAGAAGAAUCUGACCGUAGGUCAGAUACUCCAUGGCCAACGCACGUGCGAGGGAGCCGAGGAUGUGAGAUGCACUUGCCGAGAAUCUGCUUUACCCAAAAGCCAAGGCCAUGUGAAGGUAAGAAUUGACGAUAUUCCGCAAACGCCGAAAUUUGUGAUGAAUUCACGGAACGUAACGUACGGGGAUACAGUAUCGAUUGAGACACUUAGGACGUGUGCCGUCGAGUCACUGAAAGCAUGGAGUAGGGGCAAGAUGUUGUGGAUUGAGGAGGGGGAUUUGGCAGGAUGCUACAUAGAUAUAUCACGUGGGGGAUGCCGAGCAAUGAGUGCGCAGCAAGUGAGAGAAUGGGGGCGGGAGAUUGCGUCAUUAGUUGCGUUUCCAAUUGAUCGCAAUCCCAGGGGGACGCUUGUAGUAUGUCCGUUGUUGUACCAUCAUGCGUGCAAACUCACGUUCAACUGGAAUGCCAGUUUUGUACCAGUCCAAGAAUCGGAAGAGCAAGUACUGAAAGAGAUGAGGAGGAGGUAUGAGAGAGAAGGGAUGGGUGCAAUAGCCACAUGGGGUAAAGGUGGGAAGAUAAGACGGGCGUAUGUUUUGCCUAAGGACAAAGAUCAAGGACGGUGGAGACCUAUAUCGCCGGCAACCAGUGAUCCAGCAAGACUGGCAAGUGCGAGGAUUGGGCGAGCUAUCCGGUACAUGACGUUCACGGCAGGAGAUCAGCAACACUUCGAUCUGCGAUCCACAGAUGAAUUGAAGGAGAAGUGUGGGCAGAUCCUGAGGGAUCUGGAACCGGAAUGUGGGUUUGCGUAUGCUCGGAAUUAUGAUGUGAAGGACAUGUUCGCAAGGCUAUCACAUGGAAGCGUGAUGGAAGCAACGAGGUGGAUAGUGGAUCAUCAUCGUCGGAGGAACUUAGUGGGGGUGAGGGUAAGUCGAAGGGGGAAGAUAUGCAUGAUGGCCAGAAAUCAGAGGAAGAGUGAGGGUUUCAUUCUCAUAACAUUUGAGCAAUCUCUUAGAGCUGUGAGCUUUGAAUUAGAGAAUACCUUCACUAUGUGUACGAAUGAAAUCCUGAAGCAAGAGUUCGGAAUUCCCAUGGGACGGAAUUACAGUCCGGCACUAGCAUGUUUAGUAUGUGCUAGAUCGGAAGCCGUGUUUUUAAACACACUCGGGCGAGAUCGGAGGUUCAUCAGGGGAAUGAGGAUGAUUGACGACGUGGCGAUAGUAGUGGGGUUGGAAGAUAGGGAGGUGGAUGCAGAAAGAAAAGCAGGACGAAUUAUGAGCAGUUUUGAGUUAUGCUAUGAUGAAAGUUUAAACCUCGUACGGAAGGACGAGGGAUCAAAUGUACUGGAUUUCCUGGGAACUCGAGUGAUCGUGGACGUGGAUCCUGUGUGUAUUCAUGUGCACCCGAAGACCAGAAAUCAGUAUAGCCUGGCAGAAUCUGGAAACAUGAGGAUACACUCCAUGCAGGACUUUCACUCUUUCUCGAAGAAGUCUGCGAAAAGGGCGAAUCUUGUGUCUUGUAUGAUGAGGGCAGUAAGGUUGUCAACUUCUGACGAGGCCACUUUGGCAAAUGUAACUGCAGUAAUGAUGGAAGCAAACCUUCGAGGUUAUCCCUCGGAGGUCUCUCUCGGAGCUUUGGCAAGGUUUGCCAAACUGUCCGGGAGUCACUAGAAAGCUACGCUUUCCCGUCUGUAUCCCGGACUGUGGAAACAUUUUGAAGGAUACUAGGGAAAACGUAAAAUUUCGGGUCCAUGUACACUAAUUAGAAUGGAUGAGAAUAGGGAUAUAGGAAAGGGCAGCAGCGGUGGGUGGAACAAAAUUGGGACUAAAAG
This is a messenger RNA of Chara braunii, 3131 nucleotides long. NCBI's taxonomy places the organism in Eukaryota, Viridiplantae, Streptophyta, Charophyceae, Charales, Characeae. The record is from the annotation of a GenBank genome assembly.